AUACUUCGCCACAUCCACCUCGAAAUGGUCACCCGUACCGGUCACCCCCCUCUGCGCCCCCAAAACACGCGUCCACGAGGCUCGUCCGACUCCCUCUCCCCCAACCCCUUUGACUUAAUUCCCCAUCGAGAACGCUGUCUUCCGUCCGCAAAGAUAAACUCGCGAAGGUAUGCACGUUUCAAUUCCGGCGUGCAUUAAAGAUCGAUAUUCCGGUUCGUGAACGGGAGCAGAUUCUUCCCCGGCAGUGUAAACAUACCCUCGAUACGUCUGUACACCGUAGCGACACGAAGACAUCCACCACCAAGGGGUUUUGGAGGGGUUGGAAGCCGAACCGCGGGAGGAAGAGAAAGACAUUCUCUUUUGCCUAUAUCUGUUUUCCACGUUUUUUUCAUUUCUCCCUCUCACCCCACCAGCCACCCCCGUCCCGAAAGGGUGGCAGGGGCACGGUUGUAGUCCUCUCUCGGCCCUCUCCCCCAACGUUUCUCUCCCCCCCAUUUUCAGUGCCGCCCUCUUCCUCUCCGUCUCGUUCUUUUUUCCCCACCCCCCUCGUGGUGGCACGUCGUCCUUGUCCCAACGAUCGCCGCGUCCCCUUCUUUCCCAUCGUUGCCUCGAAAUGUGGCAUUCAACAGGGCUUCCACGGUGCUUGCGGUGGCGCGGAAUCCGCGCCGGUUUGCCGCGACGCGCGGGGGGGUGCAUCGGGGAAAUGAUGCGCAGAUUGGCCGGAUCAUCUCAAAAACCACCACCCUCUGGCUCCUAGCCCUCCUCCUGCUCUACCCCCGAUGUGCUCGGUCCCCUCUGAUUCUCCGGCUCGUUUUGCCCCGUCUCUGUCGUUCCAUUCGCACUCUCGGUGCACGUCGACGGUCGCUAGGGAUGGAAUACAACCCCCACUUUCGCCACCGCCACCGAACAACCACCCCUGCCACCGCUACGGCUGCCACGGUGCACGACGACGAGUGACUGAGUCCUCCGAUUAUUAUCUCAUUUGCUGGCACGAGCAGCACGCAACCGCUGCCGUCGCCUACCCAGUAUCCGUAGAUCGCCGCCUCUGGAUCACCGUCGACGAGACACCGCGGAAACCUGGGAACAACCUGUCGCCGCGUGUCCAGUUUAGAGGCCACGAAACCGAUCAACAUGACGACAACCACAGGCGAUCCGUCGACCCUGAAGAGUCCAGCCUCCCUGUCCGGCGGCGACUUGGUCUCCCGUCUGUUGGCAGCGACCCCUCCGUACCUCUACAAUGUUCCAUUGACGCCUCACAGCUUCUUCUUCAGCGAGAUGUUGCGCUCGUUCGUCCAAGCAAAGACGGAGGCAUCGUCGACGGGAACAACAGCGAGCGCGCCGAGACGUCGGAAGAGGUCUUGGAGGGACGCGAGGGAUCGCCCUUUGGAACUGACCACGAAGGAGAGACACCAUCAUCACCAUCACCAUCACCAUCAGCAACAGGAGAAGUACUUUCACGGUCAGCAACAGCAGCAGCAGCAACAGCACCAGCAGCAAACGGAAGCCAGGUUGGAGAACAGGGGCAAGCAGAGCGACGGUUACGAGACAGAGAGCAAAGUAGGAAACUUCGAGCAGAAACCGAACUUCGGUGGCGAUAUACUGAAGCCAGUCGACGAGAACAAGGCAGACUUCAGCAAACAGAGCAGGAGUUACUUCGACGAGCGACCGCGUCACUUCGAGCAAGCCCAACCCCCCGAGAACAUCUUUCCCAGCGAGUUGCCGAAGGUGAAACCCGAAGAGACUCACACCGCGGAUCGCAAGAACUGCAGUUAUAGCGAGCGAAGCACCUACGACGAGCGCACGAAGAGCACGCUCGGCGGCCAGGAGCUGCCUCUGUUGCCGGACCAAAAGAAGCUCGACUUCUCCAGGAAUUUUCUCCCCGGACUCACCGGGAGGGGUUGCGACAUGCUGCAGGGCGUUAAGGGAUUCGGUUUACCUGGGAACGUGACGAACCCUGAUUUCCUCCCCAGCCCUCUCUGGUACCCGCCUUAUCCGAUGCCUCAAUCCUAUCCAGGCAUCGACCCGCUGCACUUCUUCAUCGACCUACGCGUGUCGGGGCACAUCUGGGAUAGGAAGCUCAGCGAGAGGCAGCUACCGUUCAAAGGCAAGCACUGUUCGGCGUUCAGCGUGCCGCAAUCGAAGGAAUACAACAGUAACAGGCCGUUGAAUCUGACUAGGGACGAAGCGAGCACCUCGAGGACCACGGAGGAGAACUCGCACGGUACCAAUCACAUCCUCAGACACCUGACCAGGACGUACAGGAACAUAAGCCAAGCACAGAACGUCUCGAGAAGCGAAACGUCCACGACGGAGAGCGAGGAGAGUCCGAAGGAUGGUGAUAACAACGAAAGAUUCCCGAAAACGGAGAACACCGCCGCCACGUCGUCGAGUCAGGAAGAAGGGAAGAAGGAUCUGCGAGCGUUGAUUGGCCUCGAGCUGGUCGUCGACUACGUGAAAGAGCCCAAGGGGGAUCCCGCGAGCGAGCAGGCUUCGCAAGUAACCGAAUAACUCGCGAAAAUCGAACGAAUAUCUUCCGAUCUCGUCUGCACGAAUAGGUAUAGACUCAGACAUCACUCGACUACGUCGUUCACGGUAAUAUAGGAAGCUCUGAACGUUAUCGUCGUCAAAACGAUCGAAUCCUCUCGAUUGAUACUAAACGAGGCUUCGUCGGGCCUCGAAUAUCUGAUUGGAUCUACCAUUCUGUUUUCUAAUAUACGUCAUCGACACGAAUGAUAAUAACCGAAAUGAAUUGCACGCGUUUGCUUUCUCCACAGGUGUUCUUUCUACUUUCCAGUUUAUGUUCAACGUGCUGACGCACUUUGAUGCAUUUUGAUAUUUGGUGAUAACUAGACCGCGGAUCUCGAUGCGUUUAUAGAAAAUUUGAAUGUGCAAGAAGCUACUAAAUGCAAACAAUAUACAAGAAUAUAAAAAUGAUCGAAAGUAAAGUUUAUGUUACAAUAUUUGCAGAAUAAAAUAAAUUCCUAUUUAGGCACGUUCGCGAAAAUUUUAUUUUUCAUAAAGAUCCGCAGUCCAGUGAUAACGAAUAAUUGUUUUCGAUGGAAAAUUGUACGCGGAAAGUCAUGUAUAUGGCCACGUUGAAGCUCGAUUCGUUAUUUUUAAAAAAUUCGUAGAAGUUCUUUUAAAAGUAUUAGGUUGUCCGAAAAGUUUCUUUCGUCAGUUGCAUUCAAUUAUUUUCUGUGGCAGUGUUUAUAUAAAUAGACAAUCUAAUUUCUUAGACAUUGAUGCUGUAACAGUAAUGGAGCGAAAUGAAUUGUGCACAAUUUUGUAAUGUAACAUAAAACACGAAAUAUUGUGUAUGAAUUAAUUAUUAAUAAAACGAAAGAAACUUUUCGGACAACCUAAUACAUCUCAUAGUCAGCGACGAUGUUUUGAACGUAACCAGUUCUAAUCUGACCGAUUUCUCGAGGAUCCUUUUCGAGCCACGAUUAACCAGCACGGAACUAACCUUUUGAUAUCGCAGCAUGGCACUUUCGAGACACCGAGUCUUUGGUUCGGCAAUCUUUGCGACUCUAACUUUUCACCAUUCUCUAACAGACUUUUUCCUAUCGUUACAUUCGAGACUCGAUUUAAAGAGUCACCUCUUAGGAAGGAGACGGGAGAUCUUAGAGAUUCUCUUCUGGGGGCAGAGAGGCUCCUCUCCGAAUUCGACUGUAUGUGAUAUGCGCUGUACAUAUUAUAGUAGCGUUCUAUUGUAUCUAUAUGUACUAAUAGAAAGUAUUCGACGUGUAUAUUAAACGUAAUAAAAGUAAUGCGACUCAA
Hylaeus volcanicus is the source of this 3780-nucleotide messenger RNA. RefSeq lists its product as uncharacterized. NCBI's taxonomy places the organism in Eukaryota, Metazoa, Arthropoda, Insecta, Hymenoptera, Colletidae. Bases 1132 to 2508 code for a protein of 458 amino acids. The transcript is spliced from 3 exons. The record is from RefSeq and is a predicted model, not a curated record.